AGAAUCUGACGGAUAUCAUACAGUAGACACGUGGCUAAUCCAAUAGGGUCCAUAGUCCAUAGACGAUCGGGGAAAGCGUCUACCGAGUAUCGACGUCCUCUUCUCGGCUCCACAAGUCAUAUUCCUUAUCCUGAUCCCGAUGAGACCACAUCUUCAGUCGAAUGAAGGACAGAGGGAAAACACCGGGAAUAAACUUCAAUCCGUCGAAGCAAAUUAUCCACACUUGACCCUACAAUACUUUGUGCAAUGAUCGCGCUCUCAUUGCGCUGCAGCUGCAAGCCUGUCAACUGAUAAUCCCCAGCAGGACCAAUAGUGAACACUAACACACAAGCACAGAGAGAGAGAGAGAGAGAGAGAGUGGAAAUGACGAUGAGGGUUAGUCCUCUCCGCAACCCAACUGAUAUUCUUCCUCUUAAAGCUUAUCCUCCUAUUCUUCUUAAAAUUGAGCUUACCAAUACAUCUACUGCCACUUUCCCUUUGAUAACCCCCAAAUUCAAACUCAACAUCACCAGUGGACCUCUCGUCUUCCGAAAUGCAGCAGCACCAUCCAAGUCGAAGCGGUGCCAAUGGCGAUUCGAAGCCAGCACGGCCGACCAAGCGGCCUGGGUCUUAACUACAGAGGUCGAUAUGGUGAGGGACCGUCAAGGGGUGUGGACUGCGAAGCAGAAGAAGGUAGUUGUUUUAUGGGACCUUGACAACAAGCCUCCUCGCGGUCCGCCUUACCAGGCGGCCAUAGCCUUGCGAGAGAUCGCCCAGCGCUUCGGUGAGGUUGUCGACAUCUCCGCCUACGCCAACCGCCAUGCCUUUAUCCACCUCCCCCAAUGGGUAAUCGAGGAGCGCCGCGAGCACCGCCGAACGGACACCCUAGAACGAAAGGGCCUCUCCACCCCGGCUGAGCCCUACGUCUGCGGCGUCUGUGGCCGUAAGUGCCGCACCAACCUCGACCUCAAGAAGCACUUCAAGCAGCUCCACGAGCGUGAGCGCCAGAAGAAGCUGAAUCGAAUGCGUUCCCUCAAGGGCAAGAAGCGGCAGCGCUACAAGGAGCGUUUCAUCUCUGGGAACCACAAGUACGAGGACGCCGCUAGGUCCUUGCUCACCCCCAAGGUUGGAUAUGGUCUUGCUUCGGAGCUACGGCGUGCCGGGGUUUUUGUGAAGACCGUGGAGGAUAAACCUCAGGCUGCCGAUUGGGCGCUUAAGCGGCAGAUGCAGCAUUCCAUGACCCGUGGUAUCGAUUGGCUCUUCUUGGUUUCCGAUGAUUCAGACUUCUCAGAAAUGCUCAGGAGGGCCAAGGACUCUAAUUUGCGGACCGUUGUUAUUGGUGAUUGGGACAGAGCGUUGGGUCGACAUGCUGAUUUAUGGGUUCCAUGGAUUGAGGUUGAGAAUGGGGAGGUAUCGGAGGAAGAUUUAUUGCCCAGGAGUGUGAGGAAAAGAGAAGAAUACUCGGAAGGAGGAGAGGGUCUGUUUUCAUUAACAAAUUCUGACGAAGAUAGUGACUAUGACAGCGAUUUGGAUCCUGUUUUAGAAGAACUUGUCAUCACAGACUCUCAAUUCAGUGGCCUUGGGAUUUCGGCAUUUUCAGAAGGGGAAGAAAAUUAUGAUUGAUGACGGACGAAGCAGCGUGGAGGGUCAUGGUGGCCUUCGAUACCUGCGCCCAUCUUUUGAUGAGAAUGAUUUGAUCUGGGAGUACUGAAGAAGAGUAAAGAAUGAUCUAAAAUCGGCUAGAGAUCCUCAUCUAGUCCCAUUUGUGUGCUUUGUCUAUUUCAUCUUGUACUGAAUUGGAUUAAGAUACCAAGAAGAAUAAGAAUCACAAGAUACAAGAGGCUCGGAUGAUUAAAACGAUGAGAAGGGUCAAAUAAGGAGCAUCAAGGGUUUCAUAUCCAUUUGGCUCCCUUAAUUGAGUUCAGAUACAUUCAUUACCCACAGUGGGAAAAAGAUUCCAUUCCAUCACCACACUUUAUUUCUUUCUUAUGUCUUCCCCUCAAUGAAGGCUAGCACCUCUGAAGUUCCGGCAUGGUGGGGUCCAUGAAGAAGCACAGUACAAAACACAAAAGGCGUGAUGUGCACCCACCCUGCCUGUGGCAUGAGGUAUCUAAGGAUUGCAAAAUCUCAUUAUUUACUAGUAUAUUUCAGUUUUAAGAUACAGAAUAUGUGAAAUACAUAUGCUUUUUGCAUUCAGUCCCAUUCUACAUGGUUGGACCGAGUUCAGACAUGUGCCUUGCUCUAAUUCAAAGUUUUUAAGGUGAGUUACGCAUGGGCUGCCUUGGCUUGGCAUGGUGUUCACCCCGUAAUGGCGUUUGGGAUCAAUAUGAAGAAUCAUGUGUGGUGGAGGCUUUUCCUUCUUCAGAGGAGGAAGGUCAUAGGGUUGAAGUGGAAAGCCUCCAUAACUAAGCUAGUCUUUUGGAAAUUCAGAAUUGAGAUGGAAAGUUAUUUCUGUUCCAAUAAAAUAUUCUGUUUGAGGGUCAUUUGUAAUCUGUUGGUGGACAGGUUUGGAGAGAAGAUAGCCAACUGGUCGAACCCUAUCUUUAUCCUCGUAUGUAAAUUAUAGAGGUAAAAGAAUACAUCUGUUGUUGGAUUUUGAGCAAAAUUUUUCAAACAGUUAUCACUAUCUUAUCUGUAUAAUUUAACAUGAUAGCAAAAAAUCGCAACUCUAUCAUGUAAAGUAAAUGUGCACCAGUCGUAGGUUUAAUGAAAUCCGUGCUCAUGCAAUCUAUUCUUUGAUUGGAGGUUUCCUUUCUUUAUGUUUGUGCAGAACCUAUUAUUUAGCUUUAGUCAACUUUGAAGCCUUAGCCAUGUUUCAGUAGAGUUAAACCGAUGUGGAACUAAUAUCUAUAUAUAUAUCCAUCUAUAUUUACUUCAGCAUUUUUCCACGUCUUUUAAGGUCCAGGGUAUUCAGUUAGUUCACUUAACUCAUGGCUACCAAGGGGAUGGCAUAGGGGAAAAGUAAGGGCUUCGGAUUGGAAGCGUUUAUGAAGUGGUCUAUUACCAAAGCUGGAUGAUGCUCUUCCAACUGGUGACUGUGGACAAUCAGGACAUCUCCCAACUGAUAAACAUCAAAUGCAAAAGUUGAGCUCAUGUAUAAGGAGGCAAAUCAAGCAGCUGAUUUCCCCUCUAACCUUGGCCUUGAUAUUAAUAUCUGUUCUAUUUGGCACUCCGACUAUCCUGUAGGCCUUAGUUACUGAUAGUGUUUGAUGAUGUCAGUCUCAGGGUUGGGCUACACCUGACCUCUUCUACUCGUUACGAAAAGAAAAAAAAACGGAAAAAAAAAAUUUGUUGCAAGGCUUAUUGGGAGAGCUACUCACUGAAUUGAGGAUAGCACUAUUGGAUUAUUUUACUUUGACCAUCCAAGGAUCUAAUGCUUGGUGUAAUGAUAAGAUCUUGAGUUGACUAGUGUGAAAACAUAACUUUGACCAUCCAAAUCAGAGAUGGCCACUUUGUGAAAAAAAAAUGUCAUGGGUUCAUAUCUAAUUUACCCAUCCCUAGGGGUGUUCAUAGUCCAGUUAUAUGGAAUUUAGAAAGUUAUAUAUAUAGCAAGGACCAACUAUGGAUAAUGGUCUUUUUUUUUUGUGGUA
Molecule: messenger RNA, 3569 nt
Organism: Nelumbo nucifera (sacred lotus)
Lineage: Eukaryota; Viridiplantae; Streptophyta; Magnoliopsida; Proteales; Nelumbonaceae
Source: RefSeq, a predicted model, not a curated record